ACGGCUUAAUAACUCACCGGUGAUUGGUGAUGGGGACCAAAGCGGGUUCCGCGGACCGUCUCUGGCUUUUUACCCCCGAAGGUUAAAUUUAAAACCCCAGGUGACUCUUGGAAAUCUGUGCUGUAUGAUGACAGCGAUGAUGAAACCGUUGAGCAGAGUCCUGUGGCUGGGCUGCGUGCUGGUCUUUUGCUUCCAGGUCCUGGUUCCCUGCGGGAUACCUGGGGCUUGCGGCCUGGACAACGGCUUGGCGAUGACCCCUACCAUGGGCUGGCUGCACUGGGAGCGCUUCAUGUGCAACGUGAACUGCCAAGAAGAGCCAGAUUCCUGUAUCAGCGAGAAGCUCUUCCUGCAGAUAGCUGAGAUCAUGGCCUCAGAUGGCUGGAAGGAUGUAGGUUAUGAGUAUAUCUGCAUUGAUGACUGUUGGAUGGCUCCUGAAAGAGAUUCAAAAGGCAGACUUCAGGCAGACCCUAAACGCUUUCCUGGUGGGAUCCGCCGCCUAGCUAAUUAUGUUCAUAGCAAAGGACUGAAGCUAGGGAUUUAUGCAGAUGUUGGAAACAAAACCUGCGCAGGCUUUCCUGGGAGUUUUGGAUACUAUGACAUUGAUGCCCAGACCUUCGCUGACUGGGGAGUAGAUCUCCUAAAAUUUGAUGGUUGUUACUGUGACAGUAUACAACAUUUGGCAGAGGGUUAUAAGCAAAUGUCCUUGGCCCUGAACAGGACUGGCAGAAGCAUUGUGUACUCCUGUGAGUGGCCCCUUUAUAUGUGGCCCAUUUUUAAGCCCAAUUACACAGAAAUCCGAGAGUACUGCAAUCACUGGAGAAAUUUUGCUGACAUUUAUGAUUCUUGGCAAAGUAUAAGGAAUACCUUGGACUGGACAUCUUCUAACCAGAAGAUAAUUGUUCCUGUUGCAGGACCAGGAGGUUGGAAUGACCCAGAUAUGUUGGUGAUUGGCAACUUUGGCCUCAGCCGGGAUCAGCAAAUAACUCAGAUGGCCCUCUGGGCUAUCAUGGCAGCUCCAUUACUCAUGUCCAAUGAUCUCCGACACAUCAGCCCUGAAGCCAAAGCCCUUCUUCAGGAUAAGGAUGUAAUUGCCAUCAACCAGGACCGCUUAGGCAAGCAGGGGUACCGACUUAGAAAGGAGAACAACUUUGAGGUGUGGGAACGCCCUCUCUUGAACUUAGCAUGGGCUGUGGCUAUAGUAAACCUGCAGGAGAUUGGUGGACCUCGUUCUUACACCAUCUCUGUUACUUCCUUGGGUCGAGGACUGGCCUGUAAUCCUGACUGCCUGAUCACAGAGCUCCUGCCUGAGAAGAGGAAGCUUGGGUUUUAUGAAUGGACUUCAAGUUUAAAAACUCAAAUAAAUCCCACAGGCACUGUUUUGCUUAGGCUAGAAAGAACAAGCUCAGUUCAGUUCAGUUACUCAGCUGUGUCUGACUCUUUGUGACCCCAGGGACUGCAGCAUGCCAGGCUUCCCUGUCCAUCACCAACUCCAUGAGUUUACUCAAACUCAUGUCCAUUGAGUGGAUAAUGCCAUUCAAUCAUCUCAUCCUCUGUCAUCCCAUUCUCCUCUCGCCUUCAAUCUUUCCUAGCAUCAGGGUCUUUUCCAGUGCGUCAGUUCUUUGCAUCAGGUGGCCAAAGUAUUGGAGAUUCAGCAUUAGUCCUUCCAAUGAAUAUUCAGGACCGAUUUCCUUUAGGAUGUACUGGUUGAAUCUCCUUGCAGUCCAAGGGACUCUGGGAGUCUUCUCCAACACCACAGUUCAAAAGCAUCAAUUCUUUGGCACUCAGCUUUCUUUAUAGUCCAACUCUCACAUCCGUACAUGACUACCGGAAAAACCAUUGCUUUGACUAGGCUUCGUUGGCAAAGUAAUGUCUCUGCUUUUUAAUAUGCUGUCUAGGUUGGUCAUAGCUUUUCUUCCAAGGAGCAAGCAUCUUUUUAUUUCAUGGCUGCAGUCACCAUCUGCAGUGAUUUUGGAGCCCCCCAAAAUAAAGUCUGUCACUGUUUUCAUUGUUUCCCCAUCUAUUUGCCAUGAGGUGAUGGGACCAAAUGCCAUCUUAGUUUUCUGAAUGCUGAGCUUUAAGCCAACUUUUUCACUCUCCUCUUUCACUUUCAUCCAAAGGCUCUUUUAGGCUUUCUGUGCUUUCUGCCAUAAGGGUGGUGUCAUCUGCAUAUCUGAGGUUAUUGAUAUUUCUCCCAGCAAUCUUGAUUCCAGUUUAUGCUUCAUCCACCCCGGCAUUUCACAUGAUGUACUCUGCAUAUAAGUUAAAUAAGCAAGGUGACAACAUACAGCCUUGACAUACUCCUUUCCCGAUUUGGAACCAGUCUGUUGUUCCAAGUCCAGUUCUAACUGUUGCUUCCUGACCUGCAUACAGAUUUCUCAGGAGGCAGAUCAGGUGGUCUGGUAUUCCCAUCUCUUUCAGAAUUUUCCACAGUUUGUUGUGAUCCACAUAGUCAAAGGCUUUGGUAUAGUCAAUAAAACAGAAGUAGAUGUUUUUCUGGAACUCUCUUGCUUUUCCAAUGAUCCAGUGGAUGUUGGCAAUUUGAUCUCUGGUCGCUCUGCCUUUUCUAAAUCUAGCUUGAACAUCUGGAAGUUCACAGUUCACAUACUGUUGAAGCCUGGCUUGGAGGAUUUUGAGCAUUAUUUUGCUGGUGUGUGAGAUGAGUGCAACUGUGCUGUAGUCCGAACAUUCUUUGGCAUUGCCUUUCUUUGGGAUUGGAAUGAAAACUGACCUUUUCCAGUCCUGUGGCCACUGCUGAGUGUUCCAAAUUUGCUGGCAUAUUGAGUGCAGCACUUUCACAGCAUCAUCUUUUAGGAUUUGAAAUAGCUCAACUGGAAUUCCAUCACCUCCACUAGCUUUGUUCAUAGUGAUGCUUCCUAAGGCCCACUUGACUUCUCAUUCCAGGAUGUCUGGCUCUAGGUGAGUGAUCCCACCAUCAUUAUUAUCUGGGUCGUAAAGAUCUUUUUUGUACAGUUCUUCUGUGUAUUCUUGUCACCUCUUCUUAAUAUCUUCUGCUUCUGUUAGGUCCAUAUGAUUUCUGUCCUUUAUUAAGCCCAUCUUUGCAUGAAAUAUUCCCUUGGUAUCUAUAAUUUUCUUGAUGAGAGCUCUAGUCUUUCCCAUUCUAUUGUUUUCCUCUAUUUCUUCGCAUUGAUCACUGAGGAAGGCUUUCUUAUCUCUCCUUGCUGUUCUUUGGAACUCUACGUUCAAACGGGUAUAUCUUUCCUUUUCUCCUUUGCCUUUAGCUUCUUUUCUUUUCUCAGAUAUUUGUAAGGCCUCCUCAGACAACCAUUUUGCCUUUUUGCAUUUCUUUUUCUUGGCGAUUGUCUUGAUCACUGCCUCCUGUACAAUGUCACAGACCUCCACCCAUAGUUCUGGCACUCUAUCAGGUAUAAUCCCUUGAAUCUAUUUGUCACUUCCACUGUAUAAUUGUAAAAAAUUUGAUUUAGGUCAUACCUGAAUGGUCUAGUGGUUUUCCCUACUUUCUUCAACUUAAGUCUAAAUUUGUCAAUAAGGUGUUCAUGAUCUGAGCCAGUCAGCUCCCGGUCUUGUUUUUGCUGACUGUAUAGAGCUGCUCCAUCUUCGGCUGCAAAGAAUAUAAUCAAUCUGAUUUCUGUAUUGACCAUCUGGUGAUGUUCAUGUGUAGAGUCUUCUCUUGUGUUGUUGGAAGAGGGUGUUUGUUAUGACUCUUGGCAAAACUCUGUUAGCCUUUGCCCUGCUUCAUUCUGUACUCUAAGGCCAAAUUUGCCUGUUACUCCAAGUAUCUCUUGACUUCCUACUUUUGCAUUCCAGUCCCAUAUGAUGAAAAGGACAUCUUUUGGGGGUGUUAAUUCUAGAAGGUCUUGUAGGUCUUCGUAGAACCAUUCAACUUCAGCCUCUUCAGCAUUAUUGGUUGGGGCAUAGACUUGGAUUACUGUGAUAUUGAAUGAUUUGCCUUGGAAAUGAACAGAGAUCAUUCUGUCAUUUUUGAGAUUGCAAGCUAGACUGCAUUAAAAAGCUUCCUUUACAAGUGACUACCCUGCUUUUGUCCAUCUUCAGCUGUUUUUAUUUCCUUGAGUAAGAUUUUCCACACUUGAGCUAUCUGAAAAUAUUUUGGGGAAAAGCCUUUGAACCAGAUAUGAAUAGCUGAGAAAGAAUAGCUUAGUAAUAUUAAUAAGUAAAAUAAUAAUUUACAGACA
Molecule: messenger RNA, 4172 nt
Organism: Dama dama (fallow deer)
Lineage: Eukaryota; Metazoa; Chordata; Mammalia; Artiodactyla; Cervidae
Gene: GLA
Product: galactosidase alpha
Exons: 7
Coding region: 125-1444 (439 amino acids)
Biological process (GO): oligosaccharide metabolic process; glycosylceramide catabolic process; glycoside catabolic process
Cellular component (GO): cytoplasm
Molecular function (GO): alpha-galactosidase activity
Source: RefSeq, a predicted model, not a curated record